Molecule: messenger RNA, 2571 nt
Organism: Solanum stenotomum
Lineage: Eukaryota; Viridiplantae; Streptophyta; Magnoliopsida; Solanales; Solanaceae
Exons: 9
Coding region: 1-2571 (856 amino acids)
Biological process (GO): DNA integration
Molecular function (GO): nucleic acid binding
Source: RefSeq, a predicted model, not a curated record
AUGGCCACUUCUUCUGACCAACCUAUGGAAGCUUGUUGUGAAGGUUCCGGUGCCUUUGUUUCCCAACCUCAUGCAUUGGAAGGGGUUGGAGACCAUAUCUCGAAUCAAUAUGUUCCCCACACUAGUGGUUCUGAAGUGGGAAACCAUCAAGGUGUAAGAGCUGGUCCACAUCCUCACAUGAGUCAUGGUACUCAAACCAUGAAUCCUCAUUUUCAACAAAUGGCUGAAUUCUUCAACCACAUGGCAGAAUUGAUGCAUGAUCCCCACAGGAUUAACUUUGCAAAAUUGAGGAAAAUGGGUGGAGUGGAGUUUGAAGGCACUGUUGAUCCCAUUGAUGCUGAACAAUGGCUAGAUCGCAUGCAGAGGGAUGCUUACGAUUGGUGGGUAAGUGUUCUAAAUGCCAAAGUAAAACCUCUUAUUCUUACUUGGGAUGAUUUUCUUAAGGAAUUUCGUAAGAAGUAUGUCCCACCUGCUUAUUGUGAUGCAAAGAAAAAGAAGUUUUUGAAUAUAAGGCAACUAGGCAUGUCUAUUGCUGAAUACAAAAAGAAGUUUCUAAUGCUCUCUCGCUAUGCUAGUGGUAUUAUUAAAGAGGAAAAAGACAAGUGUAGGAAGUUUGAAGACGGUUUAAAUGAUUCCAUUAGGAAGAAUGUGGCGAUCCUGCAACAUGAGAAAUUUUGUAAGGGAAGGUUUGAUAAUUCUAAGGCUGGUAGUGAUAACAGGCCACCUCAACAAAGGCAAAACAGAUCAAAAUUUUCUACAGCUAGCACUCCAAAUUAUGGCCAAGGCAAGACUCGCCUUCCCACUUGUCCACAAUGUGGAAAGAAUCAAUAUGGAACUUGCAGGAGAGCUUCUAGUGCAUGUUUCAAUUGUUGGAGCUUUGAUCAUAAAGUAAAGGAUUGUCCUCAUCCUAAUAAUGCUCUAUCGUUGAUAACUAAAGGCUCAAUUCAUAAGCCUUCUGUCAAUCCUCCACAAACUAAUAGAGGUGCAAGACCUAAAAACACUCAGGCAGCAGGUACAAGUGGAGCUAAUCAAGCUAGUGGGCAAAGGCCUAUUGUGCGCACUUAUGCUAUGAGGGAGAGGGUUCAUCAAGAUGGACAAGAUGUGGUUGACGGUAAAUUUCACUUACUUGGCUUAUGUGUGUUUACAUUAUUUGAUCCUGGUUCUACACAUUCUUAUAUUUGUUCAUCACUUGCUCUUCCUGAAAAUGUAAGAAGGUUGAAGCGUCAAGGUUGUGGGGCAUACCUUACUCACAUAGUUGAUUCACAGUUGAAGAGUCCUUGUAUCAAGGACAUACCUGUUGUAUGUUGUUUUCCAGAAGUAUUUCCAAAAAACCUUCCAGGAUUGCCCCCUGAAAGAGAGGUUGAAUUUUCAAUCGAGCUUAUUCCUGGAUCUACUCCUAUUUCGAUCACCCCUUAUAGAAUGGCUCCAACAGAGUUAAGAGAAUUGAAAGCUCAAUUGCAAGAACUACUUGAGAAAGGAUACUACAGAAGAUUUGUGAAAGGCUUUUCCAUUAUCGCCUCUCCUUUGACUAAGCUCUUGAAGAAGGACGUAAAGUUUAUUUGGGAUGACAAAUGUCAAGAGAGCUUUGAAACUCUCAAAUCCUUGUUGACUCAAGCGCCUAUACUUACUCUACCAAUUGAAGGGAAAGAGUAUGUAGUAUACAGUGAUGCUUCUCACAAUGGUCUCGGAUGCGUUUUGAUGCAAGAAGGGAAGGUGAAAGAAGCACAAAUGUUAGAUGAGAAACUUGUAAAAUUUACCAGAGAAGUUCAAAGUGGGGAAAAACUUGAUUUUACAUUUACGGAGGAUGGUGGCUUAUUUUAUCAAAACAGGUUAUGUGUUUCUAAUGAUUACAAAUUGAGGAGAGAAAUAUUGAAUGAAGCAUAUACUUCACCAUAUGCAAUGCAUCCUGGAGGUACAAAGAUGUACUGGACCAUCAAAGAAAAUUAUUGGUGGAAUGGUAUGAUGAGAGACAUUGCGGUGUUCGUCACUAAAUGUUUGAGAAAUCAUGAAGCAAUAUGGGUGAUUAUGGACAAGCUAACCAACAGUGCUCACUUCUUAGCAAUCAGGAUGGAUUACUCACUUGAGCAUUUAGCCGAGUUGUAUAUUAAUGAGAUUGUAAGACUACAUGGGAUCCCUGUGUCUACUGUAUCAGACUGGGACCCAAGGUUUACAUCUAGAUUUUUGGGUAGCUUACAAGAAGUUUUGGGUACUAAGUUGAGGUUUAGCACUUCAUUCCAUCCUCAUGCAGACGGCCAGUCGGAAAGAGUGAUACAAAUUUUGGAGGUUAUGGUUCGAGCUUUCAUUAUGGAGUUUGAAGUUGAAUCUAUUGAGGUUAAUCCCGACUUGAUGUAUAAUGAAGAACCUAUUAUAAUUCAAGCUCAAGAAGUAAAGAAACAUAGGAACAAGAGAAUCCCCUUAGUAAAGACAGAGUGCAGAAAUGCAACGUUGUUGGAGGACAUGAACAUCCCUGGGCUCAUGACUCAUGCUCAGCAGGUUGAGGGAUGCAACCUUAGAGAACAUGCUAAGGACAAUAAGAAGGCUAGGACAAGUUACUAUGAGUACUCUCAAUAG